Messenger RNA from Malassezia sympodialis ATCC 42132, 1560 nucleotides. RefSeq lists its product as uncharacterized. Lineage: Eukaryota; Fungi; Basidiomycota; Malasseziomycetes; Malasseziales; Malasseziaceae. Bases 1 to 1560 code for a protein of 519 amino acids. The record is from RefSeq and is a predicted model, not a curated record. The transcript has 2 exons.
AUGCGCGCCCUGCUGAAGCGACAGCCGCCGAAGGCCGUUGCACAGCUGCUGGUGCUCUUGCUGUGGGGCCUCGUGCCCCUCUCGUGGCUGUACGUGCUGGCAUUCGUAGGCAUAAGGGCGUACUAUGCGCACAACCCCACGGAGCUGUGCCGCCUGCUGUUCACGGCGCGGCUGCCACCGGCCGUCCAGCUACGGCCACGCCUUGCGCGCGUACUGAGCCUGCGGCGCCUGUUUGUGUGGGCCCUCAUUGAGAUGGCGUUUUCGACAUACUACCGGCUGCUGGCGCGGCGCAUCCAGGCGCGGCAGGCAGGCCACAAAAAUACGCGCCGAUCGGUCGUGCAGGCCAUCACCUCGUCGCUCACCGACGGCCUCGACGAGCUGGAGCGCAAGUCCCUCGUGCGCUACGGCAGCCAGGGGGAGAUGCCGUCACUCACGCAGGCGCUGCCGUACAACGACCCCCGCGCCGUGCAGUUCCGCUACGAGAUGGCAGGCUGGUUCCUGGGCGUGGCGCCCGAGCACAUCUCGCGCCGCGACGUGCAAGACUGGCUCGCAUGGUCGCUCUUUGGCCAGGAGUUCGUGGAGCUGGACAUGGACGACGAAAAGAUGCGCAUCGUCGAGCACACCGUCGAGCUGUUCGCCGCGCGCCGUGGCCUGCCGUUCCCCGAGGACGUGCAGCUGACGCCGCAGGAGGCCAAGGCCAAGCGCGUGAUGAUGCUCACGCUCGAUCCCGUGCAUGUGCACACGCGCCCGCUGCUCCUCUACGCGGGCACGUUCUUGCUGACCCACGCGGCGCUCGCCGUGCUGCGCGGCCUCGGCCUCGAGCGCCACUGGAUCGGCGACCUGCCGUACCUCGUGUACGUGCCGGACGGCUGGACGCCCGAGCGCUCCGCGCGCGGCGAGGUGCCGCUGCCGGCCGUGCUCCUGCACGGCCUGGGCUUUGGCGUCGUCCAGUAUGCGACCGUGAUGUACGGGCUGCUGUGCCCGGGCGGCCGCCGCGCGUCGCGCCCCCUGCUCGUGCCGCUGCAGCCGUGGAUGUCGUACGACUUUUUUUCGCCGCGCUUCCUGCGCCCCUGGCAGGCGCCCGAGGCGUGUGCGGCGGUGAUGCGGAUGCUCCAGCGCCACGGCUUCGACCAGUGCGGCGUCUCGAUCCUGUCGCACAGCAUGGGCACGAUCCUGCAUACGUGGCUCCUGCGCGCGUGGGGCCCGGCGCUCGUGCGCCGCUCGCUGCUCGUGGACCCGGUGUGCUUCCAGCUGUGGGCGCCGCACAUCUGCUACCGCUUCCUGUACAAGCCCGCCGACUCGUUUGUGGAGUUUGUCCUGCGCUACUUUGUCGCGCGCGAGCUCGGCACGGCGAACCUGCUCAUGCGCCACUUUGACUGGUCCGCCAACGUGCUCCUCACCGACGAGAUGCCCGACCGCCGGCAGCACCCCGUGCGCAUCUACCUGGGCGGCGCCGACACGGUCGUCAAGGCCUCGAGCGUGAUCCAGUGCCUCUCGCGCGCCGGCCUCAAGGACGUGAUCGAGCACCGGCCUUUAUCCUGGGCCCCAACAACAUGCUAA